This is a messenger RNA of Drosophila gunungcola (fruit fly), 6635 nucleotides long. It is a transcript of the gene nAChRalpha1, whose product is annotated as acetylcholine receptor subunit alpha-like 1. Gene Ontology annotation, biological process: nervous system process; monoatomic ion transmembrane transport; regulation of membrane potential. NCBI's taxonomy places the organism in Eukaryota, Metazoa, Arthropoda, Insecta, Diptera, Drosophilidae. The record is from RefSeq and is a predicted model, not a curated record. Bases 1475 to 3184 code for a protein of 569 amino acids. Gene Ontology annotation, cellular component: neuron projection; postsynaptic membrane; synapse. The transcript is spliced from 10 exons. Gene Ontology annotation, molecular function: transmembrane signaling receptor activity; acetylcholine-gated monoatomic cation-selective channel activity.
UGCCGUGCAGCGGCGGCCAUCAGUAGUUGCCUCAGAGCCCGCGGGUUGAAGAAAUCGUACGCAUCGAGCGAGUGACAAGCGCCGCGUCUCACCAAACAAAGAAAAGCAAAAGCAGAGCCCACACUAAAAAAACAAGAAAAACAAAUUAAAAAACAACCGAAAAACACAUUUAAUUUGCUACACUGACACAUAAACAGAGCAAGUCAAACGAAUAUUUUGUAGUUCGCAAAAAAAAGAAACCAAAACGAAACAAAAUGCUGCCACGAAUCGCAGGCAAAUGAGCCCGCUAGCCAACGGCUCCCAUCUGCGGCUGCUGCAGAGCAGCGCGCCCGAGCCCGGUCCCGCAUCCGCAUUCGCCUCCGCAUCCGCUUCCGCUUCCGCCUCCGUAUUCGCAUCCUCAACCGCAUUCGCGUGCCCCUGUGUGUGUGCCAGUGUUCAGUCAAAGCGGACCGCCAGCAAUUGCAGUGUAAGGCGUCCGCCAAUCGCAUUCCAGUAAACUAAUCUGAAAUUGAGUUUCGCUUCCGAUUCCGCCGCGCGUCGCUCAAUCCGUUGGCCAAAUCGGUCGGUUGGUCCUGUUCCGGUCCCCACAAGUCGGUCGGUCGGUGGCCCGCUUAGACAUUUAGUGCUGCUUACAAUUUAAUACCAUCAGCAGCAGCGGCCCUGUAAUCCACACCAACAUUCAUCCCCGCUAACUGGAAUUGCUUCGAACCAUCACCAUCAACACGAAGAACAACUACAACAAAGUGCUGCCAGCAACAAAAACGUAAUCAGGAAUUUAAGCAAAACCAAAAAGAAACACACGAAACGGGAGGGAAACCAAAAACAUGUUUAUGGAAUUGUCAUCGUUAGCGAGCAACUGACGCAACAGCUCAAGGCAUGUGGCAACAGCAACAUCUGCAGCAUCAGCAGCAUCAGCAGCAGCAACACUGAGUGGCAGCAGCGACUUUCGGCCAGCAGCAUCAACUAGGGAAGCGGGAGCAGCUAACCUCCGUGGGUAGGUGGUGUGCUGCUAUAAAGCAGCACCAUUGCUGCCAUUAAAAUAGACGCCGCGGCGCAACAGCAACGCUGCCGUCGUCACAAUCAACGCCAGCGACAACACCAUCCGCACCACCGCCAUCGCAGACGACGACGGCGCAGCAGCAACAGCAACAGCAGCGGCAACAGCAGCACCGACAACUGCAACACCAGCAACAGCAGCAGCAGCAACAACAACUGCAGCAGCGGCCUGUUGGGCGCAGUGGGUGUGGCCAUCAGCUGCCCAUUGCUCGCCACACAGCAACUAAUCGACGAACCGGGCAGCAGCAACAACACUGGCGACGACGACGGCGGCGCGGCAGCAGCAGCAGCAACAACAACGCAGCAGCAACACUGCAACCAGCAACAUCAGCAAAGUGGUCGACGGCGACGCUACGACGGCCUGUCAUCUGUAGGCAAUGCAACGCGCUGUGCAGCAACGGGUUGGACCUGGCGUAAGAUGGGUAGCGUGCUUUUCGCAGCUGUAUUCAUAGCAUUACACUUUGCCACCGGCGGCCUGGCCAACCCAGAUGCUAAGCGACUCUACGACGACCUGCUGAGCAACUACAAUCGCCUCAUCCGACCCGUGGGCAACAACUCGGACCGCCUCACCGUGAAGAUGGGUCUGCGCCUCUCCCAGCUGAUCGAUGUGAACCUGAAGAAUCAAAUUAUGACAACCAAUGUCUGGGUGGAGCAGGAAUGGAAUGACUAUAAAUUGAAGUGGAAUCCAGAUGACUAUGGCGGCGUGGACACGUUGCACGUACCCUCCGAGCAUAUAUGGCUCCCGGAUAUUGUGCUCUAUAACAACGCCGAUGGCAACUAUGAAGUGACAAUAAUGACAAAAGCAAUUCUUCAUCACACGGGCAAAGUGGUGUGGAAACCGCCCGCCAUUUACAAAUCCUUUUGCGAAAUUGAUGUCGAAUACUUUCCCUUCGAUGAGCAGACAUGUUUCAUGAAGUUCGGCUCCUGGACCUACGACGGUUACAUGGUUGACUUGCGGCACUUGAAGCAGACCGCCGACUCGGACAACAUCGAGGUGGGCAUCGACCUGCAGGACUACUACAUCUCCGUGGAGUGGGAUAUCAUGCGGGUGCCGGCGGUGCGGAACGAGAAGUUCUACAGCUGCUGCGAGGAGCCCUACCUGGACAUCGUGUUCAAUCUGACGCUCCGUCGGAAGACGCUCUUCUACACGGUCAACCUGAUCAUCCCCUGCGUGGGAAUCUCGUUCCUGUCGGUGCUCGUCUUCUACCUGCCCAGCGACUCCGGCGAGAAGAUCUCGCUCUGCAUCAGCAUCCUGCUGUCGCUCACCGUGUUCUUCCUCCUGCUGGCCGAGAUCAUUCCGCCCACGUCGCUGACGGUACCGCUGCUCGGAAAGUAUCUGCUCUUCACCAUGAUGCUCGUCACGCUCUCCGUCGUGGUCACCAUCGCCGUGCUCAAUGUGAAUUUCAGAUCUCCUGUCACGCAUCGCAUGGCGCCAUGGGUGCAGCGCCUCUUCAUCCAGAUCCUGCCCAAGCUGCUCUGCAUCGAGCGGCCCAAGAAGGAGGAGCCCGAGGAGGAUCAGCCGCCUGAGGUGCUCACCGAUGUCUAUCACCUGCCGCCGGAUGUGGACAAGUUUGUCAACUACGAUUCGAAGCGGUUCAGCGGCGACUACGGCAUUCCAGCACUACCCGCCUCACACCGCUUCGAUUUGGCCGCGGCGGGCGGCAUCAGCGCCCAUUGUUUCGCAGAACCGCCGCUGCCCUCCUCACUGCCACUGCCGGGCGCCGACGAUGACCUGUUCAGCCCGUCGGGCCUCAACGGAGACAUCAGUCCCGGCUGCUGUCCGGCCGCUGCAGCUGCCGCCGCGGCCGCCGCCGAUCUCAGUCCCACGUUCGAGAAGCCCUACGCCCGCGAAAUGGAGAAGACUAUCGAGGGAUCCCGCUUCAUAGCACAGCAUGUGAAGAACAAGGAUAAGUUUGAGAGUGUGGAGGAGGACUGGAAGUACGUUGCCAUGGUUCUGGAUCGUAUGUUUCUGUGGAUCUUCGCGAUCGCUUGCGUCGUCGGCACAGCGCUGAUUAUCCUGCAGGCGCCCAGCUUGUACGACCAGUCGCAGCCGAUCGACAUACUCUACUCAAAGAUUGCCAAGAAGAAGUUCGAGCUGCUCAAGAUGGGCAGCGACAACACCUUAUAGCGACCACUUGGGUUCGCGGCCGGCUGGUGGAAUCUAAUCAUCAGCUCGCUGCGGACCCUGUUCGCCGCUCGUGACGAUGACCGUGGAUAAUAUACGAUGAGCCACACCAUGAGUAUUUCCUCGGCGCUGUACAACACUAACAGCAGCAACGGCAGUGAUAGUGGCAGUGUCAUCAGCAGUGUUGUAAAGGCUAUUGUGAGUAGUAUUGGGGGCGCCAAUGAAACGGAUGACUCAUGGAACCCAUCGUAAGAAACGCGAGGCGAGUGAAGCGAACAUUGCGAAAUGAAUUGAGAUAUAAUCGAGUGCAGGGCAAGUUUUUGGAGCAGUUGAUCAAAAUAUGUAUGUAAUGGAAUGCGAAGAAGAUGUAAUGUUGAUUGACCGUGACAGUGCUGGAUAGCAACGCAAGCCACAAGAUCGGAGCGGAGCGGAACUUAGUCUGUAAGUUUUUUGAUGUACUUGGUGUAUGAUUGUGGGUGUCGAAAAUCAGAAGGUUUGUGGAUCCGCAAAGAUCCUCAAGUCAGUGUUGUAAAAAGAAUAUGGAGUUUUGUAAGUUAUAUUGUAUUUUUGAGCGCCAAAAAGUUCCUUGUUACAUCUUUUAGUUUUAAAGUUAAACACAACACACAACAAAACCAAGAAAAACAAAUGAAAAUGUUUUAAAAUUGCAUUUUAAAUUUAAAUCUGACUGCAUGUGUUCAAUGCGUGAAUGUGGGUGCUUGUGUGGGAGACAGCGUGAGUGUGUGCGUGCCAAAAUAUACAUAUGGAAAAGAAAAUCAAUUUUAAUUGUUUAUUUAUUUGUGCAUAUUUUUCACAUUACUUUUAGCAGAGCAAAAGCAAACACAGCAAAAUGGCGCCCACGCCGGGUAUGGGUAUAAUUACAUUGCAUAAAAUUCCAAUCUAUUUUUAGCAUAAAUAAAAAAAAUUAAUACGAUAAACUACAUUUAAUUAGCUAAUAAGUCGUAACUAGUUGUAGCUAAGCAAAUCUAGUAAUGAACUAAAUUUAAUAUUAAAAAAAAAACACGAAGUCCGAAAACUCGGUUCGUAGAAAGCGCGAAAUUCUGAAAUAAAUUUAGUUGAAUGUUGAUACAAGGAGUCGUCACAUUUUUAAAGCCACACAUUUUUACUAACCACACUAGCAAAACACACACACAUUAAUAUAUUAUAUCGUGCAAGCAUACAUAUAAUUAUAUAUAAAGUACGUAUACGUAUUUAUAGGAUUGCAGCUAGUCGAAUCACAUAACAAAGGAAACACAAAACAAUUUCAAUUAAAAACACGCACACAAACAGACAGAAGCUGCGGAAAACAUGUAACGAUAACUAAAGCCAACUGCUGUUUGGCGAGCACUUUGUAUAGUUUGAAGCAAUUUAAAUCAAUUAUAUUAUUGCGUACAAUACAAAUUCCAUUUCCACCCAGCCAUUCGUAUUCAGGCACUUUCAUUGUUUUCCCCACCCACUCCAGAUGUUUACUCGGCAGCUCCAUUCUCCACUCUCUUAAACCACUGUUUUGUAGUUCCCUGCACUCAUUAUGCAUUCAUCGGAGCAUACGGAACGCUCAGAAACCUUUGGCAAGUUCAAUUUAAAAUAAAACUUUUUAAUUACUUUCAACGGUCCACGCGAGUGCUGUUCUGCGUUCCGAGUUCCGAGCUCUGACUUCUGGGUGCUGAGAGCUGAGUCCUGAGGUCUGAGUCCUGGCUUCUGGUUUCUGACCAUUUCAAUACCUCUGGUGGGGUGCGGCACAGAAAACACCUUCAAUUUAAAUUCCAAAGCUAACGAAACUCGCCACAAGGUUGACUGCCACGCCCAUUUGCCCUCUCAUUUUUGCCUUUGCAUUUUUAAUUGAUUUUGCAAAAGUUUUUGCCACUACAGCAACAAGAACAAGAACUUACUAAAAAACGUUAAACAAACGCAGAAGCCACCAACGGAUUUCCACGUUGGUGGUGUGAAAAGGGGGCAGGGGGGGAUAAUGCAAAAGGGGGCGUGCCGUCGUCGCAAGGCAUGCAACAAAUUAAGUGCGGAAUGCAAUUUGCCAUUUUAUGUGCAUAAGGAGUAUGCGUGAAAAGUUAAUAAAAAGCCGAGAGUAAACAAAUACUCACACACUUACGAUUGGCAAAGGCACACAGCAAAAAUUAAAUUGUUCAGAGAUUUUCUUAAACUUGCAAAACAAUAUUUUCCAAAACAACAAAAAAUCAAAAAGUUUGUCACACAAUACCAAUUUUUUUUUUUUAAAUAGAUUUAAUGACAAAUCGAUCUGAAAUACUUAAAACUAUUAAGCAAAUUAAAAGUAAAGGUUAUUCAGCUCAAUCUAGUAAAACUCAGAGCUGAAAUGAUCAUCUGUCAUUAAGCAGAUUCGCAAAUACAUAUGUAUUUAUAAAUUUCUCUUUGUGUAUCCACUGUGUAGCAACAAGAACAGAACUUGGCAUGCACACAUAAGUGAAAUCUGUAGAAACUAUUAGCAAAGAAUGCCGCGACAAACGACAACGGCGACCCUGAGCAACCUGCCAGGGUUGUCAAGCGGCUUGGGUGUUGUUCAUUGUUGCCAGCAGCCUGAAUGUUGCUGAUUCUGCCGCUGGAAAAGACAUUGUGCGUACGAACGCGCAAAAGUUUAAUUAAAAUUCCUAAUCGAAAAUAUUCAACAUUUGUGAGUGUGAAUUAAUUAAAAUAGUUUUCCAAGCCAACGAUUGUGGCACACUUUAAGCACACGGAAGAAGGCCAAAGAGAAAGUGCAGUAAAAGAACAGAAAUGGGCUUAAAUAUGUUAUAAAUUUUGUAUUUGUUCAGACUAAAGAGAGUGGCGAAAAUUACUAAAGUCAAAAAUUUUUUUCCCUCAUAUAUAAGAGUUUGCAAGAGCCAACCCGACAUUACUUUAAUUUAAAAACACACUUUAUUAUUUCUUAAAAUUAUUUUCCCCCGAUGCAUACAAUAAAAACACUAACACCACCACACUAUAGCGAUAAAUAAGAGGAAAACUAAACAGGAAAAUCUAAAUAGCGAAUGCCAUUUUAGGUGUAUUAAAAUGUAAAGUGCAUAAAAAUCAACAGUUAACAUUUUUUAAAUAUUUAGCUAUUAAACUAAACGUAAUAUAAAGCCUAUAAAAUAAACGUCGGAAUAUCAUAAAUCAAGUAAUAAAAUGCAAAUGCGUGGACUAAAAUAAGAACAAAACCAAUGCCACAUUAAAAUUUAAACGAUUGAAUGAACAAUGCAAAAAGCAGCAACAAAAUUCACACAAAUACCCGUACAUACAUUACACACACAGGCAGCACUGAAAUAUAAUUGUGCAUCAUAUAUUGAAAGUAUUAAACAGAGCUUAUAAAAUUUAAACUAUAAAAAUACACACAAAAAGUUGUUAACUAAAAUGAGAAAAUGCGAAAACUAUUUAACAACAUUCUUGACUUUCGUUUUAAAAAGAAUAAUAUAAAAAAGUCUGAAAAAAAGGUAAAAUAUAUAUACAAACAAAA